AUGAAGAACUACAUCGCACUAUUCGCUCUCUCUGCCAUUGGAGGACUAUGUGCUCACGGCGACGAAGCGAGCACAGAAAUGGGCCCAGCUGCCUUUAUGUGGCCGCCCGAUCGUCUCUGGGGUGCAGCGUAUGACAACAACGCCCCUUGUGGCUCAUCAACCGGGCCCAUGAAUCGAACAGAUUUCCCACUGAUCAACGGCAAACUUGCACUUGUAAUUCAAGACGAGUCAUGGAAUGUACAGGUAGCAAUCUCUCACAAAAGCAACCCAACUACCAAUAAUGACUUUGAGGCCUUCAUUGACAGCUCAACGCUUUCUGACGUUGACCCAGGACAUGAGUGCUACUCCGUCCCCAACCCAUCUGUCGACGUGGAAGAAGGAAUGAAUGCCACCUUCCAGAUCAAAUACACCUCCGAUUUUGAUACCGACAAAAACGAAACCUACUACGCGUGUGCAGACGUCACAUAUAUCCCGGCGAGCAAGUUCACCUACCAAGUCCCUUGCUUCAAUGUAACAUCGGACGAGUUCACCGAGGUCACUACCACAACCACAGCUGGGUCUAACCCUACUGCAGGGUCGGUCGCAACACAAAACACAGAUACCACGAGCGAAAAAGGCUCCGGUCUUUCGGGAGGAGCAAUUGCUGGUAUUGUGGUUGGCUCAGUGGCUGGGUUGGGUCUUGGUGUUGCCUUGCUGUUCUUCUAUAGAAGGCUUUUGCAGAAGUAUCGCUUCUUGCGCCAAAAGGCUUCCACCCGGAAUGUGGACUGGAAUGAAGAGGCUCCUCAACAUAAAGUCGACGAUGAGGUUCCGAUUGGGCUUCGCAAGAUAAGAUGA
This is a messenger RNA of Penicillium egyptiacum, 834 nucleotides long. The record is from the annotation of a GenBank genome assembly. Lineage: Eukaryota; Fungi; Ascomycota; Eurotiomycetes; Eurotiales; Aspergillaceae.